CUACCACACGCUCUGUUGUCUGUAUAUAUUGGGCUUUUCAAAUUUUUCACGCUUACACUGUGUCAGUUCUGGGCUAGUUUGGACGCCGCAUGGUGGAAAAUGUCGCAGUACUCAGGAAAGAUAGUAUUUUAUGAGGGGAGAUGCUUCACGGGCCGGAAGCUGGAGGUCUUUGGCGACUGCGAUAACUUCCAGGACCGGGGCUUCAUGAACCGCGUCAACUCCAUCCGCGUGGAGAGCGGGGCCUGGAUCUGCUACGAUCACCCCGACUUCAAGGGCCAGCAGUACAUCCUGGAGCGCGGCGAGUACCCCGAGUUCCAGCGCUGGAAUGGACACAACGACCACAUGGGCUCCUGCAGACCCAUCAGGAUGCACGGAGAACACUACAGAAUGGAGAUGUUUGAGGGUGCCAACUUCACCGGACAGUGCAUGGAACUGUGUGACGACUGCCCAUUCCUGCAGAGCCGCGGCUUCAGCAAGAACUGCAUCAAUUCUCUCAAAGUCUACGGCGACGGAGCCUGGGUUAUGUAUGAGGAGCCCAACUACCGCGGACGCAUGUACAUUGUGGAGAGAGGAAACUACAGCUGUCACACGGAAUGGCAAGGACACAAUGCCAACAUCCAGAACGCCACUAUCCAGUCCAUCCGUCGGGUGGUUAACUACUUCUAAACCGUGACCUGUGGGAGGGCCAGAGCCUUUUACCUUUUACCUGAACUGUAAAAAAUAAAAUGCAUAACACAA
Messenger RNA from Anguilla rostrata (American eel), 738 nucleotides. RefSeq names its product gamma-crystallin N-A-like. Gene Ontology annotation, biological process: lens development in camera-type eye; visual perception. The record is from RefSeq and is a predicted model, not a curated record. NCBI's taxonomy places the organism in Eukaryota, Metazoa, Chordata, Actinopteri, Anguilliformes, Anguillidae. Gene Ontology annotation, molecular function: structural constituent of eye lens. The transcript is spliced from 4 exons. The coding region runs from base 100 to 666 and encodes 188 amino acids.